Molecule: messenger RNA, 1641 nt
Organism: Penicillium brasilianum
Lineage: Eukaryota; Fungi; Ascomycota; Eurotiomycetes; Eurotiales; Aspergillaceae
Source: the annotation of a GenBank genome assembly
AUGGCUACCGAUAAGCAGGUCGAGUCUCUCGCCACCAAGCCACUGCACACGGGCAAGGCAGAGACAGAACACGACGAGACCAUUUACGCCGAGCCCAGCUUUCUUCAACACGUUUCCUAUGGCCCUGGUGGCAUCGCAGGUCUCAUCAGCUCCCCCUAUGUCUCCGGCGCGGCUGUUCUUGCAUCCCUGGGCGGGUUCUCAAUGGGAUACGACAUGGGCGUUAUUUCACUCAUCAAUGUGAUGGAUCAGUUUCAUACGACGUAUCCAUUCACAGAGACUUCCUUUGGGAAAGAAUUUAUGACAGCAAUGCUGUUGUUAGGUGCCUUCCUGGGCUGUAUCUUCAUGCCAUACACGGCAGACCGAUACUCUCGAAAAUGGGCAUUGACCGCAGUGGUGAUCAUCUUUGAUAUUGGCGCAAUUAUCCAAACGGCAGCACCGAACUAUGCAGCAUUGGUUGCCGGAAGGUUUAUCGGAGGGAUAGGCGUUGGAACGUUGGCAAUGGGCGCACCUCUUUACAUCUCAGAGAUCUCGCCUCCAAAUAUCCGUGGAACGCUGCUAGUUCUCGAAUCUAUUUCCAUCACCUCUGGCGUGGUGAUAGCAUUUUGGAUUACCUUUGGAUGCAGAAGCAUUGCAGGAGAAGGCGCGUUCCGAUUGCCAUUUGGACUGCAAAUGGUUACUGCGACUCUUCUGGGCAUAGGCAUCCACUUCUUCCCCUAUUCUCCUCGCUGGCUUGCCCUUGUGAAUCGCUCGGAUGAUUGUCUAAAAAGUCUCGAGAAACUACGGGGAUUGCCAACCCACGAUGAGAGAGUGCAAGCAGAGUUCCACGGUAUCAUGGCCGAAGUCAACUUCCAGAAACUCGCUCAACAGAAGCGACACCCGGGCGUUGGCGGCAUCAAGCUUGAGGUCGCGCUGUGGGCGGAUCUUUUCAAGCGGAAGUUGUGGAGACGCACAGCUGUUGGAGUCGGCGUCGCCUUUUUCCAACAAUUCUCUGGAAUUAACGCGUUCAUCUACUACGCGCCUACUUUGUUUACCUCGUUGGGACAAACGAAUGAAAUGGCGUUGAUCAUGUCGGGUGUAUUCAAUAUCCUUCAGAUGGUCGCGGCAAUUGUAUGCUUCCUCAUCAUCGAAAAAGUCGGCCGUCGGCCCUUGGCGAUAUUUGGUGGAUUUGGAACGGCUGUGACGUAUACCAUCAUUGCGAUCCUAUCUGCGCUGUACGAAAAGGACUGGCAAUCUCACCAGAGUGCAGGCUGGGCCUGCGUGGCGAUGGCGUUCCUGUUCAUCCUCACAUACGGUGUCUCGUACUCGCCACUCGGAUGGGCUCUUCCUAGUGAAGUUUACUCCACCGCAACUCGAUCAAAAGGUGUGGCUCUCUCAACUUGUGUCAUCUGGCUUUGUGACUUUAUCAUUGGUAUCUCGGUUCCAAGUAUGAUGGAGAGCAUCACUUAUGGCACGUACAUAUUCUUCGCUGUGAUGUGUUUCCUGGCUGGUGUAUGGGCAUACUUUUUGGUCCCGGAGACGGGUGGUAAGACUUUGGAAGAGCUUGACGAGGUCUUUGGAGAUUCCAGCGGACAGGAGGAGAGGGACCUCGUUGCGGAGGCUUUGCGAGCUGCGAGAACUGCUCCCGCCGAGACGACCGUCUGA